Messenger RNA from Perca fluviatilis (European perch), 2552 nucleotides. It is a transcript of the gene rbm18, whose product is annotated as RNA binding motif protein 18. The coding region runs from base 341 to 946 and encodes 201 amino acids. The record is from RefSeq and is a predicted model, not a curated record. The transcript is spliced from 6 exons. Lineage: Eukaryota; Metazoa; Chordata; Actinopteri; Perciformes; Percidae. Gene Ontology annotation, molecular function: RNA binding.
CUCUCGACUGCACAGGCAGUUAAACAAACUACAACAUCACCCUGCGCCUUUGUUGUGAGACAUUAGCAAGGCUAAAAUCCUCCGAGCUAGCUAACCUGGUCAGUUUUAUUAGAGGAAAACGUGAAAAUUGAUUGAAAUGAUUAGUUUCGCGUUUUGACGCAACUGAAUCCUCCCAACGUGGGAUCCGCAGCACAUUAAGUUUAGGAAGUCAGUCUCUCUCAAAGAGGAAGUUUGACGGAUCGAGGAGGUAAAGUGAUGCUAUCUAAGCUAACUAGCUAACCGCUAGCUAGCUAUCCACGACUCGUCCAAAACGGACUGUUAACCGUUUAGUGGAGUACACAUGUCGUCUGCGGCAGAGACAGUGGAAAAUGCCUCCAUCAUGUCAGAGAGUGUGGCUCAUGAUGGAAACCGCUUAUGGAUAGGCAACAUCGAUCCCAAAAUCACAGAAUAUCACCUGGUGAAGUUGUUGGAGAAGUUCGGCAAUGUGAAACAGUUUGACUUCCUGUUUCAUAAGUCUGGGCCUUUGGAGGGACAGCCACGGGGCUACUGCUUUGUCAACUUUAACACCAGAGAGGAGGCAGAGAGGGCAAUCCAGUGUUUGAAUGGGAAGCUAGCUUUGUCGAAGAAGCUGGUUGUGCGCUGGGCGCACGCACAGGUGAGGAGGUUUGAAGGUUUUCGUAAUGACAAGACGAUGCCUCCGAGCCUAGAACCGUCAUGCAGCGGCGCGGCAGACGAUGGACCGGUAACUGCCAACCACCUCAGUACGAGUGCUAAGAUCCGCGCCAUUGAGGCCAAGCUCCAGAUGAUGGAGGAGAAUCCAGAUGAUGACUACUCGGGCCCGUCAGCCUACGUUCACAACAAACCGCCAGAGAGGAAACGGUGGGAGCCCUACUCUAAAUCACACCACAAUAACCAGAGCAGGCCCUUCCGCAAGUUUAGGAGAUGACCCAUCCUCCCACUCAUUCUAGAGGACACCCCCCUCCCCCCCACUCCAGCCCCCACCUACACACAAACAGACUCUACACUAGAUACUAUAAAGACUAUACACAUCCUAUCUGGGAAUAAAGGGUUUGACAAUACUUUGAGAACCCGGACUCUUUGGGAGUAUUCACAGCAAUCAUGGACAAUUACCUAAAGUGGUUUUAGUUAUUUUGGGUUUACAGUAUCAGUUAUUAUUUAGUCUUAACAUAUGCCCCAUACCUGACUGCUGUGCAGGUUGGAUCCCUUAUAUGUCUGCUUUCUCACUUUUUAGAGAUUUAAUGCAGGUGAAUCAUACAGCUGUGAGUGACAUGAUGUGCCGCUGCCAGGAAAGAGAAAUAUUAAAGAGUUUAAAUGCCGAUCCUCUUACUUUUCACGUUUUUACUUUAAGAUCAUAUUAUUUAAAGGUGAAAUACAAUUAUUGUCUUUAUUCAAGAGGAAGUCAGUGAAGAGGAAGAAAUACACAGAUUUGUAUUCAUGGAGUUCAAAUGAUGAGCCACUCAGCGACACUUACUGUAAGUUGCAGUAUUUUUGUGUGACAUUUGCUUCUUUUUUUUCUUGGAUCCAAUUUUUAUACGACCUGCAGUCAAUCUAUUUUUACUGCCCUUUUUGUGUUGUGUAGAGUUUUGGUAUUUCCCUUACCGCCUCUCUUUGUUUCAAUUUUUCAAUUAAAAGCUAUAAAAUAUCACAUCUGGAGUGUGUUUAAUUCCAUUUUGGAGAUUUUCUACAUUGCUCUUGAAAUACAGGAUUCAGUUUUAUGUUUUGUCAGUAAGCUGACAAAACAUGUUGAUGAUAUAAUCCAAUUUAAUUCACCAGGGGUUAAAAAUGCAGUCCUGAAUUAUCACAGUUUUUUUUUUAAAGCCGAUUACAACAAUUUUCAGUACUGCCAAAUGCCCCAAUGUUGUAAUAACUAAUAAUCCUGUUUAUUAUAGCUUCCACUAUGUUUUGAGUCGCCGUUUUCUUUUUUUCUCCCGAGGCAUGGUGGAUAUUAAAUUGUUUUAUUCGUUUUUGUGCAGUCUACCAAAAUUUGCUGUAAAUCGUUAUAUUUUGUUGGCCUUUUGCAUAUGGGUUUAAUGUGACCUUUUGUAUAUGGGUUUAAUGUGGAAACAUUCUAUUUUAAAAUGCAAUUUGUGUUGAUUUCUGUGUGUUCUUGGAGCACAGGUGUGACAUGAAGUGUGAGGCUAUAAAAAAAAGUAUGCAACAAAAUAUGUUGGCGAAAUUUUAGUCUGAAUUUGCGUGAAGAAAGAAUUCGCCAACCAAAUGUCUUUUGCAGAACACGUAUUUUUAAGAGUCGAUUUAAGAAUAUGUAAGUCACAUAUUAGGCUAGGUAACAUUGCAGCGUGGAUGGAGCUCGGCAGACUAAUUGUACAACAUGAAACGAAAGAGCAUCAUUUCGUGCGCAGCGAACAAAUCAAAUCCUACCUCUUGACACGAGUCAGCCCUUUUUUAAAUUCCUUGUUGUAAAAUAACCCGAUUGCAGAAUGUUUCUGAUGGCCAUUAGAUCUAAUGAAUGGUUUCUUUGCAAUGUGUGUAUUUACCUGUUUUCAAUAAAAAAAAGGGCCUAUUCAUUAAAA